This is a messenger RNA of Portunus trituberculatus (swimming crab), 2762 nucleotides long. RefSeq names its product mitochondrial import receptor subunit TOM40 homolog 1-like (gene Tom40). Gene Ontology annotation, biological process: protein import into mitochondrial matrix. The transcript has 6 exons. NCBI's taxonomy places the organism in Eukaryota, Metazoa, Arthropoda, Malacostraca, Decapoda, Portunidae. Gene Ontology annotation, molecular function: transmembrane protein transporter activity. Bases 142 to 1119 code for a protein of 325 amino acids. The record is from RefSeq and is a predicted model, not a curated record. Gene Ontology annotation, cellular component: mitochondrial outer membrane; mitochondrial outer membrane translocase complex.
UGUUGGAAGCAGCAGCAGACGGCAGCACAGGUCAGCGUGGCUAGAGCUGAGGCGGUCGUCUGCAGUCCCGCGUGAGACCGGCCAUUCCCUGCCACUCACAUCUUGCUCGCUCCGCCUUGCCCCUUCCUCACCCCGGCUACCAUGGGCAAUGUACAGGCCUCAGGACCGGCGCCACCUGCCCCGCCUCCACCAACAUCAGCAGUAGCAGCAGCAGCACCUCUUCCUCCACCUGCAGCGCCGGAGAAGAAGGAAGAUGACAACCCGGGACCCAUGGAGGACCUUCACAAGAAAUGCAAAGAUGUGUUCCCAGUGAUGUUUGAAGGCGGCAAGUUCAUGCUCAACAAGGGGCUGAGCAACCACUUCCAAGUGUCCCACACAGUCAACUUCUCCACCAUUCAGCCACCAGGCUACAGGUUUGGGGCAACUUUUGUAGGUACCCAACAGGUGUCUCCAUCAGAGGCAUAUCCUGUCAUGUUGGGAGACAUUGAUCCCUCUGGAAACCUCAAUGCCAGCAUUAUUCAUCAGCUUCACCCUAGUGUGAGGGCAAAGUUUGUGGCCCAGAUCCAGCAGAGCAAGUGGCAGGCAACACAGCUCACCCUGGACUGGCGAGGCACCAAUCACACCACUUCUCUCACGCUGGGCAAUGUUGACCUGGUGAAUGGCUCAGGUGUGGCUGUCACCCACUACCUGCAGCAAGUCACCAAGCGGCUAGCCCUUGGCACAGAGCUGGCCUACCAGUACGGCCCACAGGUCCCUGGAGGUCACAUUGCAGUUCAUUCAGUAGCUGGAAGAUACACAGGAGACAACUUCACAGCAUCAGGCACCUUGGGAGGCACAGGAAUCCACUUAUGCUACUACCAGAAAGCCACUGAGCACCUGCAGCUUGGGGUUGAGUUGGAGACUAGUUUGAGGAUGCAAGAGUCUGUUGCUUCCAUGGCUUAUCAGCUGGAGAUCCCUAAGGCCAACACUGUGUUCAGAGGUACACUUGACACCAAUUGGACGGUUGGGGCAGUCAUGGAGAAGAAGUUGAUGCCUCUUCCUUUCACUCUUGCCCUGUCUGCCAUGCUCAACCAUCCUAAGAACCAGUUCAGGCUAGGGUGUGGCUUUAUCAUAGGGUAGUGAAAGUAUUUAUGGGCCUCUCAUUCAUGCCAUAUUCCUCCCCUGUAGCUGAGGGGGCAGGAGGUCAGCAUGUAUGUUGCCACUUGGUAAAUAUUGUAUCUAUAGAGGGAUUAAUGGACUGUAUAUAGAAGCAAGGGAAGGCCUUGUAGCAUAACAUCUGUACACCGCCUGUGUGUAUUGUGACCAAGUACUGUGUACUUAAGUGAACAGUAGUACAUUUUUGGGAAUAUAAUAACCAGUCAUGGAUAGACAGUAUUGUUUUCCUUUACUGUGUCAUCAUUCCAGGACAGGUUCCCAUGUUCUGCCACCAUUCCUUAUUAACCAAAAUUUAAGGAGUUUCAGUUUUUAGCAAUGCCAAGCCUUCUCUCUCAUGGCGUGUGGUGUGUGGGGACGCAAGGGGACAGAAGCAGCUAGUGUGGAUGUUGUCUCUUUUUAUACAACUAAUUGCAGAUAGUUAUAUUUAGUUUCAUAUAACUUUCAAAUUUAUGUCCCUCACAGACUCUUGGCCAUAUAUCCUUUGGCCAAAAAUUAAGGAAAAUAUUUCAGUGGGAAAUCUGAAUCAGCCUUGGACAUAUCUGGGUUAUUAGUGCCAUUGGUCUCACUGUUUAAAUGUCCCAAAUUGAUAAGAAUCCUUCAGCCAGGAUAAUAGUCAGUGAUAGAGAUGAAGAUUUUUAUAUUAUAUUGUUUGUGAUGAACUUAAUUUCUCUGCUAUUGUAUUACUUCAUCCUCAAUAUACUGUCAUUCACUGGUAUUGUUAUUGUUGUUUUGAACAGAAAUACUAGAUGACUAUCAUUUGGAUGCCAGAUAACAUAGGAUUGGAUGCCUUGGUCAGUGUGAAAUUUAAAUCAACCAGGAGUUUUGCAAUAGGUACAUAAUAGUUUGUCUGUUAUCAUUUGUAUUAUAUCACUUAAAAGCCUCAAUAAGAAGAGUAGUUUAGAAGUGAUGAAUAAUCCUUUAUAUUUGCUGAUUAGUUGUGUAAAAUAGCCAUUAUAUCAUUUUGUGUGUAAGAUGUGGAAUGACGUUCAGUAAAACUAGUUACUGUUAAUGAUUCUGCAAGUUGUUACCAUGAUGCAUAACUAACUGUUGUUGGAUGGUGCUUAAAAUUGGGCAUUGUGACUUUCAAAUGAUUUAAGAGAAAUACAUUAAAGUAUAGAAAAUAAAAGAAAUGUACUUGAAAGAAAAAAAGGUUAAUUUAAUGACUUCCUUUGUCUUUUAGAACAUAUAAGCAUUCACUUUGACAUCACACUUCCUUACUCUGCACUGGAAAAAAAAAAAAAAAAAAAAUCUAAUUAAAUGUAGACAACAAUGUUGAUGGUAAACUUUGUUCAUUCUUUCUUGUUAGUUGCAGUAAAUACCAAGAACUAGUGUGAUACAAGAUCCCAGAAACUCAUAUCAGUAACCAAUAAGGCUGUCACAGAAUAAUCAAAUGGUGCACAUUUUGUUCCCCUUGUAAAGUUGGCUUCCAUUAUACCUCAUUAAUAAAUAUAUUCUGAUGAGUUUAGGUGUGCAGCAGCAUUUCCUCAGGUAAUGCACAGCAGUGAAUGACUGUGUUGGCCUGAGCUGGGAUCCUCAUGCACACCAACCAGGCUGUUGAUUUUGAUAAUUGUUAUAAUGUACAAAAGAAAAACAUUGCUCUUUUAAUA